Exophiala viscosa is the source of this 1869-nucleotide messenger RNA. RefSeq names its product fungal-specific transcription factor domain-containing protein. The transcript is spliced from 10 exons. Lineage: Eukaryota; Fungi; Ascomycota; Eurotiomycetes; Chaetothyriales; Herpotrichiellaceae. Gene Ontology annotation, molecular function: zinc ion binding; DNA-binding transcription factor activity, RNA polymerase II-specific; transcription cis-regulatory region binding. The coding region runs from base 169 to 1797 and encodes 542 amino acids. The record is from RefSeq and is a predicted model, not a curated record. Gene Ontology annotation, biological process: positive regulation of transcription by RNA polymerase II. Gene Ontology annotation, cellular component: nucleus.
CUUCGACCUUCCGUCCUCUCCCUCACUUCACUUAGUAACCGCGGUACACUUCAGCGACAUCAGACACCAUCAAUUUAUAUUGACUUUGAGAUGCGCGCCCGGCCAAUUGUUGGUGAGAGACGCUCUAGUGUUGCAGGGGGUUCACUUGUGUGAUCGCAAGAUCGGAAGAUGGCACAUCCUGCCCAGGAGAUCUACCAGCGCGUCAAGACAGGCUGCUUUACCUGUCGGAAGCGCCAUAUCAAGUGCGACGAGAAAAAGCCCGAAUGUCGAAAUUGUGAAAUCGGCCUGCGGGAGUGUCAAUAUGACUCUGUCGCAGAUACCGCUCUCCAACUCGGCAAUGUUGACAGCAAGUUCCGAUUCUCAGCGGAACAUGUCUGGUUGGAAACCCCGGCAAAGGUGACCUUUGUGCAUUCUGUGGAUGUUGAAUUCAACGACAAGAGUGGCGCCUCAACAGUUUCCACACUGGGACUGGAGGCUUCUGCCAUUGCAAGUUCUUGGGAAGGAGUCCAAGAGGCAGAGGCCACACCAGCCAGCAUGACCGAGAUCCUUCAAGAUGACAACACGCAGAUAUUGACCCCUGGGGCGAUAGACUUCACAUCUCCGCAUUCAAUCGGAAGCGGCAUCAGCACUGAAUCUGCUGACCCAGUCAAAUCGCUCAUGGUGCUGAAAAUGUCGAACUCUUCUUUGUACACCCAUAGCACGACCAUAAGCAAUCCUCGUACAGCCCGUCUGUUGCAAAACUACGUCACCAACCUGGCAUGUUGGCUCGACGUCAACGACCCUCAACGCCAGUUCGAGACAUUCGUCCCGUAUCUUGCGUUGAGCUGUCCGAUCCUCCUGCAUGCCAUACUAGCAUUCUCGGCGUGUCAUCUGAGUCGGCUCGACGGGUCAUGCGACAAUCCCAUCGCUGAGGACUACCACGACCUGUGUGUCCAGCGCCUGAUAGCUGCGCUGGCAGACCCUUCUACCACUCUUGACAAUGUGCUGCCUAUAUCUACGGUUGUGCUGCGCAUGUACGAGAUGAUGAUCUACGACACCGACCAUCAGCGACAUCUGCGCGGCUGCUCUGCGCUCUUCCAACACAAUCGCAGAAAUAUUGGCUAUCGAGCCUUGAAACGGACUGCAUUCUGGACAUAUUUCAGAGAGGAGAUCAUGGUUGCGCUUUCCACGCGAAAACCAACCACGAUACGCCCAAGCAACUGGAAGAUCGAUAUUACUUGGUCGGGAGACACUGAUUUUGUGAAAACAGAGAAGAUGACAAUGCUUACGGCCGAGAUCGUUGACCAUUGCUUUAGCGAGGAUGUUGAAGGCAACCCCGACUAUGUCAGACGUUGGGAUGAACUUCAAAGCGAAACUGAUGCGUGGAAAGAAUCCUUACCUGAGACAUUCAAUCCUCUGUACGUUGUCGAGGGUCAUAGACCAUUCCCUGAGAUGACUUACGCAUGCACCUGGCACAUGAUUGCGAUGCAAUUCUAUCAUCUCGUCAAAGUACUUCUUGCCUUUCAUAAUCCACAUCGUCCCGGUGGGAUGGAAAUCUUACAGUUUCUCAGAAACAUUGAGGCUGAAACAAGAAGCCAUACGCUGCCGUUAUGUGGUAUGAUCCAAACCCUUGACGACCGAUAUCCGGGUGCUUUGGUGAAUGCCGUACAGCCUCUCAUGAUAUGUGGACAGAGCUUGAAAACACCUGAAGAGCAGGAAGAACUCGUUCGGAUAUUGGAGCGAAUCGAACGGGUCACAACGCUAUCCACCUCGCAAGGCGUACAGUCUCUGCGAGGGGCAUGGGGAUCAAGAACAUAAGUAUAAGUCAGGAUCGUUUAGAGCGCAUCAUAUGUGGCUCGUGACGCUGCUACCUAACAAGGCUGCAUCACA